GCGGCUGCCGGGCUGCCCGCCGGGUCCGCUCCUCCGGGGCCGCCCGGCCCUUCGCCGCCCUCCCCCGCCCGGCCAUGAAGCCCUAGAGCUCUGCGGGCCGUAGCAGCCUGUUCGCCGCCAGCAUGUUCGGCCGCUCCCGCAGCUGGGUGGGCGGCGGGCACGGGAAGGCCGCCCGCAGCAUCCACUCCUUGGAUCACCUCAAAUACAUGUAUCAUGUUUUGACUAAAAACACAACAGUAACAGAUCACAACCGUAACCUGCUGGUAGAGACUAUUCGUUCUAUAACAGAGAUCCUGAUAUGGGGGGAUCAGAAUGACAGCUCGGUAUUUGACUUUUUCUUGGAGAAGAAUAUGUUUGUCUUCUUCUUGAACAUCUUGCGUCAGAAGUCAGGUCGUUACGUGUGUGUACAGCUCCUGCAGACUCUGAACAUCCUUUUUGAGAAUAUCAGUCAUGAAACAUCGCUGUACUACCUGCUCUCCAAUAACUAUGUAAAUUCUAUUAUUGUUCACAAAUUUGACUUUUCUGAUGAGGAGAUCAUGGCAUAUUACAUAUCAUUUUUGAAAACUCUUUCCUUGAAACUCAAUAAUCAUACUGUACAUUUCUUUUAUAAUGAGCACACUAAUGACUUCGCUUUGUACACUGAAGCUAUUAAAUUUUUUAACCACCCAGAAAGCAUGGUCAGGAUUGCUGUUAGGACUAUCACUUUAAAUGUCUACAAAGUGGACAACCAACCUAUGCUGCAUUAUAUUAGAGAUAAAACUGCUGUCCCUUAUUUCUCCAACCUUGUUUGGUUUAUUGGAAGCCACGUGAUAGAACUGGAUAACUGCGUGCAGACUGAUGAAGAGCACAGAAAUAGGGGCAAACUGAGUGACCUGGUUGCAGAACAUCUCGAUCAUUUACAUUACCUUAAUGAUAUCCUUAUCAUUAAUUGUGAAUUUUUAAAUGAUGUGCUGACAGACCACCUCCUUAAUAGGCUCUUUCUUCCCCUCUACGUGUAUUCAUUAGUAAAUCAAGAUAAGGGUGGAGAGCGUCCAAAAAUAAGUCUCCAAGUUUCUCUCUAUCUUCUUUCUCAAGUUUUUCUAAUUAUACAUUACGCUCCUUUGGUGAACUCACUGGCUGAGGUUAUUCUUAAUGGUGACCUUUCGGUCUUUUCUUCUAAAGUUGAGCAAGAUAUACAGAAAAACCCAGCAAAGUCAAGUAUCCGAUGUUUCAUAAAACCAACAGAAACACUUGAGAGGUCUCUUGAAAUUAACAAACAGAAGGGGAAGAAGAGGGUACAGAAAAGACCCAACUAUAAAAAUGUUGGGGAAGAAGAUGAAGAGGAGAGAGGAUCUGAGGAUAAUCAAGAUGACCUAGAUAAAACUAAAGGUACAGAAGCAAGUUCGAAGGGCGUGAGAACAAGCAGUGAAAAUGAAGAAAUAGAGAUGGUCAUUAUGGAGAGAUGUAAACUGUCAGAAUUGUCUAUCUCUACGGUGACAGAACAGAAUACAACUGAUGAAGAAAAGAGUGCAGCUGCCUCUGGGAGUGAAAUAACAAACUGGAACAGACCUUUUCUUGAUAUGGUCUAUAAUUCACUGGACUGUGCUGAAGAUGAUUACUACGCCCUCUUUGUACUUUGUCUUCUUUAUGCAAUGUCACACAACAAAGGAAUUGAUCCAGUCAAGCUGGAGAGAAUUCAACUUCCAGCUCAACAUGCUGAGGAGAGAAAUUCAUAUAAUCAUGUACUUGCAGAAGGGCUCAUCAGGAUAAUGAAUUAUGCUGCACAACCAGAUGGAAAAAUCCGUUUGGCAACUUUAGAACUUGGCUGCCUGUUGCUGAAGCAGCUUGUGUUUUCUAAAAAUGGCAGCAUCAUGAAAGAUGUUCACCUUGCUUGCCUUGAGGGUGCCAGGGAAGAAAGUGUUCAUCUUCUUCGUCGUUUCUAUAAGGGAGAAGAGAUUUUUCUGGAUAUGUUUGAAGAUGAAUACCGGAGCAUGACAAUUAAGCCCAUGAAUGUAGAGUACUUGAUGAUGGAUGCCUCAAUCUUGUUGCCUCCAACGGGGACGCCGCUGACUGGUAUUGAUUUUGUGAAAAGAUUGCCUUGUGGAGAUGUGGAAAGAACACGAAGAGCAAUCAGAGUUUUUUUCAUGCUCCGUUCGCUAUCACUGCACUUGCAAGAUGAGCUGGAAACGCAGUUACCACUUACAAGGGAGGAAGAUCUGAUCAAGGCAGAUGAUGUUCUUGACUUGAAUAACAGUGAUCUAAUUGCUUGUACAGUCAUAACAAAGGAUGGGGGUCAAGUUCAAAGAUUCCUGGCUGUGGAUAUUUACCAGAUGAGUCUGGUUGAGCCAGAUAUUGCCAGACUUGGAUGGGGAGUAGUUAAAUUUGCAGGCCUCUUGCAGGAUAUGCAGGUGACCGGGGUAGAGGAUGACAGUAGAGCUCUGAACAUAACAAUACACAAGCCUGCCUCGAGUCCUCACUCCAAACCCUUCCCUAUCCUUCAAGCUACGUUUGUGUUUUCCGAUCACAUUCGCUGUAUUAUUGCAAAACAGCGUCUGGCGAAAGGCCGGAUCCAAGCCCGGCGAAUGAAAAUGCAGAGAAUUGCAGCUCUCCUGGAUCUUCCUGUUCAGCCUUCAACUGAAGUUAUGGGCUUUGGACAUAGCUCUACAGCAGCCCAGCACCUUCCAUUCAGAUUUUAUGAUCAGUCCCGACGUGGUAGCAGUGAUCCUACAGUGCAACGCUCUGUUUUUGCAUCUGUUGACAAAGUUCCAGGCUUUGCUGUAGCCCAAUGUAUAAAUCAGCACAAUCCAUCACCACUUUCAUCACCAUCACCAUCCAGUGGCAGUGGGAGUACAGGGCGCUGUGAUUCAGUGACUGCAAGCUCAACAUCCACUCCUGCUGCACAGAGCCCAUCAGGUCUGGCAGGAAAGGACGUCGGCGGGUGUUUAGUCUGUCGGAGGCUGACAGUCACGGUGGACACUGGGUUUAGGUCUUCAAGCAGCAGCUGCAACAGAAACUCACGCAAUAUCAAUUCAGAUGAUGCUUCAGCUCCAGAGCAGCCUCAGAUGACCAUUUCUGGUCAGAUGAUAAUUUCUGGUCAGACGAUGUUGACUGAUGAAACUCUUUCAACUGUCUCAAAGUCGAGCAAGAAUGCUGUAAAAAACUGUGACAUAGAAACAGCAAACCUGUCUCCUAGCCUGAUUCCUGCACAGCAGCCCACAAUAUCCUUAAUAACAGAUGACAAUACAGAUGCAUUAAGUGUAGAGUCUCUUACACUGGUGCCACCCGUCGACCCACACAGCAUUCGAACAUUCAGCUGCAUUCCUCAGUCCUCUUUGCAAUCUGAAGUUGAAGUUUGCAAAGUAGAAGAAGUAGAGGAAGAAUGUCCUGACUAAAGCCAGCCUGCAGACUGUGAUGAACAGGAAACAAAUGCAGCUAAAUUCUUUUUGCUCUUUCUUUGGAAGUGCAGAUGCUGAAGCCUGAGAGGCCAUCUAGUCUGUAAGAAGAGGCCCUCUAAUGAAAGAGAAUGUGGGCAGCUUGUUAACAUCAGAUGCUCAGCAUAUUUAAACUGAAAAAGAAACAAGCCACAACAACAAACCACCAACUUUUGAAUCUGGACUGGUUGUUUCCUACCAAUUUCUGUUAUACAAGACCAUUAAAGUAUUUCAGAGCACCUACUUCCUUUCUAUUAGAGAGUUCCAGCUGCAGGAACCAAGUUAGCUAUACAAGGUCUACAGUGGCAAAGUGAAUACAUUUUUGAAUACCUGGCUUCAAGAUAUUCUAUCAUUACUUCCCUGAAACUGGAGGCAUACCAUCGGCCAGAAAAAAAUAUAUAUUGUAGGGCAGAGGUAACAUUUCCUUUUGAUACAAGGUGUGUUUUUCAGUUUGGUUGUGUUAUGUUUGUUUUUUUUUUAAUCCUGAUCUCAUUCAUCUUUUGGAGGUCUGCAUGAUACCAGCAGGCUUGGCCACUUUCAGUGUUGUCUCCAUAGGUUUCCUGACUUAAAUAUUAUGUUUUUCAUGUGUAAUAUUUAUUUUGAUUCAAAGUAAGAUAUAUAUAUAAAAAAAUUUCUUAAAAGCUAAAAGCCUGAAAUGUAAUGAUAAAUGCUUACUCAAAUUACCAUAAGGGAUUUUUGAGACUACUUCAGUCUUUGCUUAACCAGCUACAGAGGAACGUGAAAUGUUACAAGAGAGAUAGCAUGUUUGUUUGCUUCUGACAGUCAAAUUGCUACACCUCUGAGGAAUGGUGAAAUUAUAUCCUUUCUACUAAAGGACAACUUCUAGAAGCAGAUGGAAGCAGUUUUACUCCAAAAAGGUUUUUAAAUUUCUCAUCUUCAUGUAGGAAGUCUGAAACUCAAAACAAAAGGUAUUGUGUAGUUUUUUUCCUGUCUAGGGUAGUAUCACAGCUAAACAACAUUCUGUAAGAAGUUCUGAGUUUAUGCUUACCUUACUUUGCUUCCUAGAUCCUGAUACCAAGUUGAAAAAGUAGUGGAAAAGUUUGGAAUGCUCUUUGAUUAUUUUAUAUGUAAUUUAACUGGAAUAGAAUUUAAGAAUUUUCAUUCAUUUCCAUGUGUGUUAAUUUAAAUUAGUAGUAAAAUGAGCAGAUUGUCAUUAUUGGUCUGCUAGUAACGUUGACUGCUUUCUGGCUCUCAAAGAUUGACUACUACUAUUUACUUGGCAUUGUGAUUUCAGUCACAAGUGCAACCUGUUUCCUCAGUCUGUCUCUAUUAACACUGACUUCAUAUCAAGCAGGUCAUUCUGAGAAGUUUUUACCUACUCCCCAGUCUCUUAUUGUACCUCUUCCUGGCUGUCAGAUAGAACACUUGAAGUGGUUUAAAAUGUUAAAUUUAUAUGAGGUUUAUUUACCCACAAUUCUAACUUUGCUCACUUUUUCUAUCCUUUUCUUUGUGUAAUAACCUUUGUAAAAUAUGUGUGCAAGGUGUCUGCUAUUGAACAUCAUCACUUUUUUUUUCUUAUUAGCUUUUGCCUUCAGUUUUGUUGAUUUCUAGAUUUCUGUGACUUCUACUUUGUCUAAAACUAAUUUAACCAGUAUUCUGACCAUUCCAGAGUGGCUGAAACUCUCAGUGAAUUCCAGGAGUUAGGUAUUCUCAGCACUGCUAUGGAUAUGGGAUGAGAUUUUGGCAUUGCUGGAAUAAGACCCUACUAUUUCUUUUUUUUUUGCUCAUAUGCUUGGGGUGAGUUUACAGUCACUGUUGCAGCUAAUGUUUGUGUAGGUAAACAAGCCUAGACAUCAGCAGCAAAUUGGACAUAAGGCCCACAUAACUUUUUAUUAGCUGAACCGAUUGUGGUCUAGGCUUCCUCUAGUAUAUUGCAGCAUUCCACUCUAGCCCCGGUAAUAUUCUGAAGAUCAUUAUAAGAAAUUAUGUGUUGCUUAAUUUGAAAGCAUUUUAUGUUAGUUGUUAACCCUAACUCUUGACCCAGAUUACAGAAAAUACCACUGUGAAGGCUGAGUUCUCUUAAAUAGGAGUAGUUUUAGACAGGAAAACCUUAAUCUUUAUCUAAUUUCAAAUUCAGUUCUAGCAAGAUUAGGACCAUGCACAAAGAGUCUUUUUACUGGCUAUGCAUAAUCUCACCCUUGAGCCAUACUGCACAAGAAAUGGGACAAAGAGAAGGAAAGCUGACUUUGUUCAUUUCAUUGACUUUGAGUGGCUUUUAAAUCUCAUGACCAGCUGUUUACUGAGAGCUUCACAGGAAAUGACUGAGAUAGAGACUAUUAUUAGGAAAACAAAAGACUGGCUCUACAGAGUAGUCUGCUGCUGGCAGAGCCUUGCUGGUCAGGGGGUGGUAAGGUGGGAUAUCUUUUAGCAGUUCUAUCAAAAGCUCUCUGGAAAAAUAGAAUUACAUUAGGAAAGCUCUGACUGCACCAGCUCUACCAAUGUUGUGUUAUAUAAAUGCUACUAGUGGUAUAGACCAACUUAAAUCUCUGAGUGGUUAUGCCACGAACAAUUGAUUUUUUACUUGUUUGUUUCUAGUAUUAAGGCAUAUGUGUAUACAGUUUGACUGUGCUUCAUGCUCUAUUAGGAGACUUCAGAAUCUAAAAGCUCUGGAGAUGCUGAAAUAAUCUGUCAUCAGCAAUCUUUUAUCUCUGUAAGUAUGGUGUUACACAUCUACAGUUCCUUGAAGGGUAUCAUAUCUAUCUCUCCCUUAUCAGAAAAACUCAAGAACUGUUUUUUUAUCCCCCUUUCACUGUAAAAAGGAAACUCAACUAAGAAAGCAUGAGCACAUCAGCCACAAACAUAAUUUUUUGGUAAACAGAAGUUGAUUUGAGUCAGUGUAACAUCACCCUUUUUAACCAAAUCCAAAAACUAAGUUGUGAAUGAGAGCAGCAGUUGUUUAACUGACUGUUCACAAGGCUGGCUAUUUCAGUGAAAUACUGCAGAGGGAGGCAGAAUCACUCUAAAAUAAACCUAACAGUGUUCAGAGCCAAACGCUUAAAUGUUGGUGAUGCUGAAUGCUCAGUGUUUGCUUGCAGAGGCUAUGCCUGUCUUCAGACAUACUCUGUUAACUUAAAACUGUUCUAUUAUUCUCUUCCUUUUGAGAAGAGAAACCGAAGAAGCCAAGGCAUAUGGAAUGUUAAAUUGCUACUUUAUGGUCUAUGUCUCACAUUUUCAAAUCUUACCAAGAUAUUACUUGUUUACUAGAACUAUGUGUUGCCUUCAGUAGUAGGUCUCACUGCCUUUUGCAGUCCACCUUUGCUUUUCUGUCAUUCAGUGUACAACAAUGAACAAGACACAAGCUUUUCAUUUAUGGAAAAAGUAACAGCAGCAUACAUUUGGUAAUCUGGUAAAGAAGGGGAGAGAGAAAACAUUAGUGCCCAAUUCUAAUGUCUGGUUCACCACACAGGUGAUUAAAAAUUAAUAGUUUUGCAGAAAUUCUUUGAUAUAGAAAGAAACCAAAGGUUUUGCUUCCUGCACUUUGUUUUACAAGCUGUGUGGAUUAAACCAAAUUCAUUAGAAAUGUAGUCACAUAUAAAUACUAAAAACUGUAUAUUUUGUGUGCGAAGUCAUGAAUUAUAUCUAAUUUGUAUUCUCCACUGCUAGUUCAUGCUAAACUAAAAUUCUGACUUCUCUUCCUUAAUUUAAGCUAAUCUUAAAAAAAAAAAAACCAAAGAUGUAAAAUUACACCUGUUAAAGAAGCACCUCAACUUUACAGCACGGUUUGAAUUUUCCUUGAAGUCACUUGGUGAGGAAAUAUUUGGAAUAUCGUCCAGAAUUCAUUUCUUCUUUUGCAAUAUUGUUGCUAAAGAACAGGUAUGUGACAGUUAAAAACUCUUGUUAUAUACCCAGAAUUUCUGGCUCAAGUCUAGAUCAGUAUUCAUAGUUUAAGUCAAUGUCCAGUGAUUCAUGUGAACCCUUUGCCCAAUAGAGACAGAAUAUGGGGGAAUAAUGUUCCUCUGCAGAUUCAAAGUAUUUGUGUGUGUAGAAUUUUAAAACUGAUGGUUAAAGGAGUUUGUUCAUAGCAAGAUCAGCAGUCUUUAAAAAUAAGGGGAUUUUUUUGAUAUAUAAUUAAGUAGUAAGACAUGAAUGACUGUAAUUUCCACACUUACUGCAAAUGGCCUGGGAUAAUUACUUUAAGCUAUCUAGGAGUUCAAGAAUUGCACUGCAAUUCAGUGUCCUUGUAGCAAGUUACACUUAAAACUCUUAUUAUAGAAGACAUAGGUAAGCUAAUCAGACAAGCAGGUCAAACUGUAUGUGUAUGAUGAUGAAACCACACUUCAUAGAAGUAAACACUUUAAUCACAUGGUGCUGUCAGUACUAUAGUAUAAUAGUCACUCUUCGCUGCACAAGUUAUAGGUAAAUAACUAGAGAAUGAAUAGUUUCAUUAACUUGGAUGUAGCACUCUUUCAAAAAAACCCAAACCCACUAUGCUAUAUAUUCUGAUGUUGUCUUCACUAGCCAGCUAAAGUUAAAUGGGGAGUUGCUUUUAAAAGAACAUUUCACAGGCAGCUGUUGUCUGGGAAAAUAAAUGUUUUAGUCAUAAAGUUGAAUCAAAGACUUAGGAAGAGACAUCAGACAGGAGCAUCAGUGAGAGCUAGGCAUUUCACCUAAAACAUGGUUAGUCUCCUUGAUUAGUCUCCUAUACUUAUUUUCAGGCAAGCUAAUGUUAGGCAUCUAAAUGUUUGUUGAAAAUUAUCUUCUUAGCAGUCACUUUCCUUCUUCUUGGAAGAGUUUUUUAGUAUGUCACUGUUUAGCCAUCACUGGCCUGCCCUAGGGUAUCACUGACCUGUGAGUCAGAGAAGGCUUUGGAGUGGUUCUGUCCUUGCCUGCUCUGUCACUCUUGCGUUUCCCAACAUUUGCGGCAUGAAAUAGAAACAAGUAUAAUUACUCUUGCUGUCUCCUAUUGGCUUCUGAAAAGCAGAUGGUGAUCCAAGCAGGGCUUGCUAGGGUGGGAUGUUUUUAGGGGUGGUGGGGUGGAGGCUCUUGGGUUUUCUCUUGCUGCUGAGGAUUUUUUGAGCAGCAGCAAAGACAUGGGAGAUGCAGUUCUGGACUGAGUCUCAAACAGAACAUCCUUUCAUAUGGAAACCUAUUUUUAUAUUACAUUUGUACAGAAUUUUCCUUAUUUUGAUCUCCCAAAGUUUUUAGAUUUGUGCAUUGCUCAGAUUUGUUUUCUUUUGCAGGGUGUUAAAAAUAUGUAUUUUAUGUUUGUUAAUGUAUUAAAAGCAUAAAACUAAAUUUUGCUUGUCUAAUAAAUGUGCACUGUGGCGGUAUCUGUUUUACUGUUUGCUGACUUGAAUUCAUUGGUUCUUAAAAGGAAAAGCUUGAGUCAUUGUUAUGACUGUCUUGUUAGCAUAAAUAAACAUGUGGAGUGAUUUAUUUAAAAAAAAAACCUAAAAAGGGAAUAAGAAGCAGGUAACAACUAGGAAUACUUGUUCAUUACAAACGUUAACAGUUAAGUAAGGUUCAGACUAGUAUAAAAGAUUCCCAGGAUUCUUUCAAGAUCAUAAUCUUAAGAUACAUGAGAUUUUGUUUUCUGUUACUUCUGGUUACUAAAGUGAGUUUAAGACAUAGUAAUCGCAGUGUGAUAAAUAUUUAAGUAGGAGAUGAGGGUCUGAGGUUUUGUGUUUGGGUGUUGAGGUUUUGUGUUUGGGUGUUUUUGAGGACUAACUACAGCAGAAAUAUUUACAAUGAACAUGAAGAUAAUUUUGUAAAGAUUUGAGUAUAGAUUCAAGUGUGCAAAUUUAUAGACCUUUAGAAUUUCUAGGAACCUUGUUUUGCCCAGCAACUGUUACCUGUUACAACUCUAGAGGACCUGCUGGGAGCAUUUUAAACUUUCAAGGUUAACUUUAGGCAUAUCCACUUGUGAAUAGCUGUGUUGGUAUUUUUGCUGCAAACUUUCUACUUUAUUUUGAGCUGUUAAGGGCAAAGAAAUGUAUUUUUCUAGAAUGAAUGUACCUGGGAUUUAAAUGCUACAGGAAGCAUUUAGUGAACACGAAGGAUUGUUCUCCUAAGAAAUAUAUCUCAAUAAAGUUAUGUCUAAAAUUUACUUCGUUUGAGGGGGGAAAAAAGAAAAAAAACCAACAGUCCUGAACAUGCACUUAUAUUUACACGGAAAAAAGCCCAAACACAAAGUGUAUUGAGUUCUGAAAUGUCUUUCUACACUCAAUAAUUAUUAAUAAUUUAAUGUAUGUUAUGUCAGAUAUUUGGAGUGAAUGUGACAAUAUCUUAUGUUAAUUUAAAGAAAAAUGUAAGUGUCUGGGAAGGAAGUGAAAUUAGAAAAUACUGGUGUGUGUUUCUGAAAUCCAGAUUUCUAUAGCUGUGUCUGUAUUUGCUGGCAUUACUUGUGUGUCAUGGCUAUUGAAAACCUGGACAAGAAUGAACAAUAGACCUUUCUUUGUAAAUGGAACUUGGCAAUAAAAAUGGUGUUACUAAGAAA
This is a messenger RNA of Apus apus (common swift), 9867 nucleotides long. It is a transcript of the gene CLEC16A, whose product is annotated as C-type lectin domain containing 16A. The transcript is spliced from 24 exons. Gene Ontology annotation, cellular component: late endosome; endolysosome membrane. Gene Ontology annotation, biological process: regulation of autophagosome maturation; endosome to lysosome transport; endosomal transport. The coding region runs from base 123 to 3371 and encodes 1082 amino acids. The record is from RefSeq and is a predicted model, not a curated record. NCBI's taxonomy places the organism in Eukaryota, Metazoa, Chordata, Aves, Apodiformes, Apodidae.